Messenger RNA from Psilocybe cubensis, 4452 nucleotides. RefSeq lists its product as uncharacterized. Gene Ontology annotation, molecular function: protein binding. The transcript has 5 exons. Lineage: Eukaryota; Fungi; Basidiomycota; Agaricomycetes; Agaricales; Agrocybaceae. The record is from RefSeq and is a predicted model, not a curated record. The coding region runs from base 1 to 4452 and encodes 1483 amino acids.
AUGGAUACGACGGGAUUUAGCCAAGUUGGACGCUACGGCACGCUUAGCUUGCUCAAAAAGCAGAACGCGACGGCAGCUCCACCAGCAGGAGUGGAGUCUGAUGGCAAACCAAAGGACAUGGCAUCAAGCCCACCGCCACAAGUUAUAACAUCUUUUGGGAUCGAUUCCGCCAAUCUGACCUUUGGGAGCUCUUUACAAUGCGAUGUUAGGUUGUAUUACCCCACAGUGGACGCUGUACAUUGCAGGCUCAUCAACGAGGAUGGAAAGGCAUUCCUUGUCGUACAAGGCAAGGCAGGUGCUUUUGUUGACGGCGCAUGGGUAUACCCCAGCACGUCAUCGUCGUCUUCGAGCAGUGCCUCAGCAGAGACACAACAAACAAUCACUCCACUAGUCAACAACUCUGAGUUUGAGAUUCACAGCAAACGUUUCCGAUUUACAUACCCACCUAAAGACGUACGCAAAGUUCUUCUAGCCACUCCAGUUGCUCAGAGAAAUCGUACCCUACGCUUGUCCAUGAUUCAAUCGGCACAGGUGUUUAGCCCCCGACCUUCAAAGGACCCUAGAGAGAAUCUCAAAAUCCUACAAAGUCCCAUUAAGACCAGCAUCUUCGGUGUCGGCAGCACCCUCGACGCCAACGGAUGGGAUCGCAGCACAAGCCCAAACAAGCCAAGAGCUGUCUCACCACUCAAAUUCGGCAUCGGACCAGAUGACAAUGACUCCAGCGACGAAGAAUCUGACGACGAAGAUGUCCAAAACGAUGCUGAGGGCGAACCCGAGGAAGACCAUAUUGUGCUUGUACACACAAACCAUCCUCGUGUUGUGGAAGAAGACCGCGACCUCGUUAUCUUGGAGGACGUUCCCCUGCAUUUGGUUCUACCCUCCCCUUCAGUCUAUGCCGCAGGAACACCUAGCAAGCCUGUACGGGCAGGCCCACCCGGGACACCAACUCCAGUAAUAGCACAACCUGUUCCUCAUCUCGUUCAACCCCAGCCGCCACGCACGCCACCACGUCGUAAAUCUCUGGGAGGCACAGCACUCCAUCGUGCCGUCUUGAUAAGAUCUGCACAGCGGGCAGUGUGGAGGGCCGAAAAGGAAAGAGAGGAAGAGGAAGAAGAGAUGGAGGUCUUGGACGCUGUCGUUGCCCCAGGAGGCAAGCGGAACGACGACGAUCUAGCUAUGGAUGAUGAUAGCAGCGAAGAAGGAGAGGAAGAAGAGAAUGCACAAGAUGUUGAGAUGCGCAAUGUGAGCGACGAUAGUGACAGUCUUGAUAUGGACACCGACUCUGCGGAAGAAAUGGAGGAGGAUGAUACGGAGAAGGAUGAGAAAGAAGAGAAAGAAGAGGAUAAGCCUCUCUGGAAGAAAGGUCUUGAGCGCAUCAUUCCUUGGCCCUUCAGUGCUAAGAAAGAUGGUGAGGAACAAGAAGAAAAGGCAGAAGAACAUCAGCCUGAUGUAGAAGCCGCGGAGGACGAACGCACGGAAGAGGAAGAAGAAGAGCAUGAUGAGGUUCCAUCUCUACCACUAGCACCCCAACCUCGGGCUCAACAAACUCCCAUACGGAGGGUUCUAGGAUCUUUCAUGACCCCGCAGGCGCGUCCGCCUGUGCAGCUACAGAGAAAGACUAUUUUCCCCUCCACAACUACUACCACAUCCAAUGCAUCAGAAGCUGCUGGGUCCGCACCGGCGGUUACAGCUGCGCCCGCACCAGUAGCUGCCCCAGCCCCAGGUCCAGGAAGGUAUUCUCUGGGCGGCGGCGAAGCGCGUCGUGUUGUUGUCCAACAACCAUGGCGCGUCAAGGACCUAGUCGUCCCACCCAUCGUCGCCCCUGCCUCAUCCACACCCACCAGCACGCGUGCAAUGGACCCUCCAAGUACACCAAACGCUGGAACACCCACAGCCGAACUCCCUGCAACUUCGUCAAGGAUCACUUCUGCCCGUCCUUCCAUUACAGCAGAGGAGCGCAAGGCGAUCCAGGAGAGGCGGCGCAGCGCUGUGCGCGAAGUGCGCGAGGACAGUUUCUGGAAGGACGGUGCGCCUGGUAUGAGCCCCUCAAAGUCUCGUCCUGGAGCAGUGGCGGCUCCUGGCUCGUCACCUACGAAAGCGCCGCCGGGCUUGGGGCUCGGCAGGCCCUCAUCCUCUGGUAUAACUACAACAGCGACUCCCAGGAGAGGUGUACUUGGCUCGCCUACCAAGGGCCGUUCGCUGGGCUACGCCAUCCCCGAAGCGGAGGCGGACGAAGGGCAUUCUAUAUUCCUCGACAAACCUUCCGAUCCUAGCUCUAAUGGCAAAAGUGAUCCUACGCGUACCGCUAGCAAAGAAAUUGACGACGAAGCCGAAACAACGACUGGUCUGUUCGAGCGCAUGCGCGAGACGGUGGAAGAUAUGAAACGCCGACGUAGCAUCGCGACGCUCUCGACUCCACGGACUACCUUAUUGGAUGGCGAAGGCACAGGCCCCACGCCUGCUCCUGGCUCUGCGUGGCGAGAAUCUGUUGUUCGCGAGAGCGUCAAGAAACUUGACUUCACCAAGAUAACACCUGCUCAGCCGAGAAAAGGAAACGGAUUACUUGCUGGAUCUUCGUCCGCUAUUCCCUCAACCUCUGCGAGUGCUGAGGCCGAGGCUACGCCAACAGCGAGAGCUCAGGCCGAAUCUUCAUCAUUAUCGAUCUUUACAAAACUGAUGGAGGAGAAAGAGGAUGAAGCAAUAGCUACAGAAGGUGAACCUGAGCAAUUCACUCUCCUUCGCCCUGGAGCUCGAGCAUCUUUAUCAUUGUCUCCUGCCAAACGCUACGAAGUCGACGCAACUGCACCAACAGUGAGAGUUAAGAAAGAAAAGAAGGAAGAAGAGGUUGAUGUAGUGAUGCAGAGUGUUCCCACUGUUGUUGUCGAGCCUGUUGAAGAUGCGGAACAAUCUCCCAUUGAAUCAGAAGAGGCUGAACCGGAGACUAGAACUCGUGGAAGAACCAGGGGUCGACCAAGGUUACUGAGAGCACCUAAAGCUCGGGAAGAAGCCACCGAUGAUCAAGCUGAUCAGGAUGAACAAGAGGAUUCUGUUGUGCCCAAAUCCAAGUCAUCAACCAAACCACCUUCAAGCAGCAAACCUCCUUCAUCAUCCAAGCCUCGAUCAAGAACGGCGAAAUCUAAAUCGCCAGCACCUCAGUCUCUCGAGCCAGAAGCUUCCGGCUCUGGCCCACAUAGACAUCGUUCGAAAACUCCUCAACCUCGUUCUGCAGACACCGAAGAAAUGGAUACGACGCCUGACGCAGAUAGCGCCGAGCAGUCAGCAACACGUUCUGCAGCCAGGCGGACGACAACCCGGAGGGGCACUGCUGAGCCGGAGGAGCCUGUCGCGAGACGCUCGACUCGUAGAGGUACCGCUGAGCCUGAAGAACCUGUUGGUACUGCGGCCCCCGCGAAACGUGCUACUAGGAGAGGAACAGCUGAACCGGAAGAGCCUGCUGACGUGGCUGUUCCUUCGAAGAGGAAAGGCAAACGAACUGAAUCUGAAACUGAGCCAGAAGAAAUUGAGGUUGAACAAGAGGCUGAUGAAGAAGUUGCUGAGAAGGUUAAGCCUACGCCUAGACGGGGCCGGAAACCCCGCGUCAUUGCUACUCCGGUGCCUACUGCUAUCCAGGAAGAAGAUGAAGCAGAGGAAGCUCCCGCACCACCGCCAACAGCCAAGAGAGGUCGCCCGAGAAAAGUCGCUGAACCUACUCCUGUACCGGUAACACGGACAGCUCAAGACGACGAAGAUGAGUUCGACUCAUAUGAAGUUGCGGCUCCCACUGCUGCCGCACCAGCGGCUUCAACGACUGCUAAGAAAGCUAGCAAGAUUCCAGGGCGCAUUCCUGCACUCGCCCGAGGCAGGAAGGCAGCCGAGGCAACCCCUACUGUGCAUCCCGAGCCCGAAGUCGAAGAGGAGACAGAAGAGCCGGUGCCAUUAGCAGCCACUCGCGGCGGAAGAGGUGCUCGUGCCAACACCCUCAAGACACCCGCUGCAUCCGAGUCUCGAAAAGCCAAAACACCAGCGAGCAAUCCUACGGCCAGCAACACCAACCCCGCUGCGGCUAUCGGGACAGCCAACAGAAUCCGUGGCCGGCCUAAGACGCCUGCCUCUGCGCCUGCCGCCGCCACCACGUCUGCUUCCGCUGGUGAUGGGGAAGAGAAGGAGAACGCGCGCACUAGCAAUGGGAAGUCGGGGUCCGGGUCGUUGGAUGCGAGCGAUGACGAACCUGUUGUUACCAAGGUCAGAGUGUCUAGGAAAACCGGAGCCGCAGCGACGGCUGGGUCUGGCAGAACUACGAAAACUGCUGGUGUCACCAAGAGCACGGGCAAGACGAAGCCCAAGGCCGAGCAGAACGACGAAGAUGACCGACUGGGAGCUGAGACGAGUGUGCCUGCUGCAGGUAAACCAAAGACCACGAGGAUCAUGCGCACGAGGACCAAGACUGGCUAA